Penicillium canescens is the source of this 747-nucleotide messenger RNA. RefSeq lists its product as uncharacterized. Bases 1 to 747 code for a protein of 248 amino acids. Lineage: Eukaryota; Fungi; Ascomycota; Eurotiomycetes; Eurotiales; Aspergillaceae. The transcript has 3 exons. The record is from RefSeq and is a predicted model, not a curated record.
AUGCAUGGGAUCUUUUCUACCAUCGCCACGAUCUUCACCCUGGUGUCGGCCGUUCAAUCUGUCGCUGUCUUAGUACCUCUAUACACCUGGCCCGGCACAGAUUCCUGGCAACCGGUCUAUGACUCACUGGAGGCCAAUCCAUACACUACAUUUUAUCUCAUCGUCAACCCACAAAGCGGCCCAGGGAGCACAGAGUUCCCCCAAAAUAUCUUUAUCACAGCCUUUGCAAAGCUCAACAGCUACAGUAAUGCCAAACUCCUAGGCUACAUUUCGACAAGAAGUCUCCGUCUACUCCAACUGGGCCUCCUACCAAGGAAAAAUAUCGCCGUCGACGGAAUCUUCUUCGAUGAGGGAUCGAAUGGACAGGACACUACCAAGCUCGCGUACUACCAGCAGAUCUCAAAGACUGCCAAGAAUAGCCACCUGAACAUCGUCAUCUUUAACCCAGGUGCUAAGAUUAUGGCUGAUACCCCGGAAUGGUUUGCUGCCGCCGACUUUAUUGUUGAGUAUGAGAACACUUGGGCCAACUGGGUCUCUCUAGCCCCUACUGAACAUCUUUCGAACAUGGAGUACUACCACAAGAUCGCCAUCAUUAUGGGCCUCGGUGCUAUCUAUCUGACUUAUGACAAUGACUAUAUGACUGACCAGUCUGUACUUUCUGUGUCAAAGGUUGCUGUCGGUGUUGGUAUGGUCCCUCCACAAGUUGGAGUCCCCCAGCGAGCUGGGCACCGCCGAGAGGCUCACUAG